ACUAGUAGUAAAUUAAUCAAAUAUUAACACGAAAAGGGUACUUUAUAAUAAUUAUUACUAAACCGUACUAAUAUUUUGAUAAACAAGGAUCGAUAAAUUCUUGUCUAAUCUGCAAAAAGAACAAUAUAAAACAGCCAAAGAAACCAUAUCGCAGCUGCCAUUGAUGAACCACACGAUCAAACCGCUGACUAGGGGUUCUUAAUCUAAUCAAACGGUGUAUACCCGAUAAAACACGCAAGUUAGAUAAACGCUUCCGCAUCUGAUUAUUUAGAUUUAAAUUUAAAAAAAUCUGAGGAUGUUGCCUUGAAAGAGUCUCUCAUUGACUUGACCCUCUCUUAUAAAAAUACCUUCCCACUCUCUUCUCCACUGUCAAAUCAAAUCAAACCGUUCUUCCUUAACCAUCUUCUUCCUCUGUUUCCUCCAAAAUAUUAAGAGAUUUUGAAAUCUCAUUCAAUGGCAACACCAAACGAAGUAUCAGCUCUUUUCCUCAUCAAGAAGUAUCUUCUCGACGAAUUGUCUCCGUUGCCUACUGCCACCACCAAUCCAUGGAUGAACGAUUUCACGUCAUUUGAUCAAACCGGUUUCGAGUUUUCUGAAUUUGAAAUUAAACCGGAAAUAAUCGAUCUCGUCACACCCAAACCGGAGAUUUCUGAUUUCGAGCUCAAACCUAUAAUUGAUUCACAAAUGAAAUCUGAAAUUCCACUUGAAUCGAACGAUUCCUUCACGUUCCAAUCGAAUCCUGCUCGCGUUAUUGUUAAAUCCAAUCGGAAACCGCCGUUGAAGAUCGCGCCACCGAACCGAACUAAGUGGAUUCAAUUCGCAACCGGAAAUCCUAAACCGGAACUUCCCGUACCGGUUGUAGCAGCAGAAGAGAAGAGGCAUUACAGAGGAGUGAGAAUGAGGCCGUGGGGGAAAUUCGCGGCGGAGAUUCGAGAUCCGAACCGUCGUGGAACUAGAGUUUGGCUCGGGACGUUUGAGACGGCGAUCGAAGCGGCUAGAGCUUACGACAAAGCAGCGUUUAGACUCCGAGGAUCAAAAGCGAUUCUGAAUUUCCCGCUUGAAGUUGGCAAGUGGAAUCCACGCGCUGAAGAUGGUCAUGGCCUGAACAACAAACGGAAGAGAGACGGCGAGGGGGAGGAAGUGACGGUGGUGAAGAAGGUACCAAAGACGGAGGAGAGUUACGCCGUUAGCGGCGGCGAGAAUGUUGAGUCGGCGACGUCAGGUUUGACGGCGUUUGAUGACUGGGACAUGACGGAGUUUCUGAGCAUGCCGCUUUUAUCGCCGUUAUCUCCACACCCACCGUUUGGUUAUCCACAAUUGACCGUUGUUUGAAUUUUAUUUUUUCUGUUGGGUCAGCUUGUUGUAUGCUGACGUGGAAUUAUGGCAUAUCUUUGGUUUUUUUA
Messenger RNA from Arabidopsis lyrata subsp. lyrata, 1403 nucleotides. RefSeq names its product ethylene-responsive transcription factor 6. The record is from RefSeq and is a predicted model, not a curated record. Lineage: Eukaryota; Viridiplantae; Streptophyta; Magnoliopsida; Brassicales; Brassicaceae. Gene Ontology annotation, biological process: regulation of DNA-templated transcription; ethylene-activated signaling pathway. Gene Ontology annotation, molecular function: DNA binding; DNA-binding transcription factor activity. The coding region runs from base 454 to 1332 and encodes 292 amino acids. The transcript has a single exon.